AGAGCACCAGACAGAGGCAUCCCGCAGCAGGAGAGAGGACACUCAUCACCCGGAGAGAAGGAGGAAGCAGAUUCUCGGAUCAUUAAUUUCUAGCCCGAAUUGUUUGCCUUUUCCUGCCAUUGACGCAUUAAUUUUUCUGCAUUUAGUUUAUUGAUUAAUUAACAAGUACCCAGUCAUUUUUUUCAAAAUCAACCUGCGAACCCAGGCUGCAUCCGUCACCAUCUCCAGCGGUUCUGUGUUUCUCAUCCUGCCCGCCCGGUGUGUUGGAUGUGUCGGCCGAGUGCAGCGGUGCUCGCGGUGCUCGCGGUGCUCGCCGCCUGCGUCAGCGGCGCGGCAGCGGCGGCGGCGGCGGCGGGGAGACGCCAGCAGCUCAAUUACCGGCCGGUCAUAGGUGUGUUGGCGCAGGAAAAUCUUCCAGAUGACCAGUUCGCCCGUGGCUCCUCGUACAUCGCUGCGUCCUACGUCAAAUACCUGGAGGGAGCCGGGGCUAGGGUUGUACCCAUACGAAUAAAUCGCACGGAACAAGAAUACACUAACAUCUUCUACUCAAUAAAUGGGUUGUUGCUGCCGGGCGGAGAUGUAGAUAUUCAAACAUCGCAGUUCAGCCGGGCAGCCAAGAUCUUCUACAACUUGUCACUGAAGGCCAAUGAUGCCGGGGACUACUUCCCCAUCUGGGGGACGUGUCAGGGCUUCCAGCAGCUGUCCGUCCUCACAGCCAACAAAAACCUGCUAACCCUCACGGACACCAAGGCCGUGGCUCUACCUCUCACUCUCACACCAGCGGCCCAGUCCAGCCGUCUCUUCCGAAGUUUCCCCAAGGAUCUUCUGCAGUCUCUGGCCGAGGAAAACAUCACCUCCAACUUCCACAGUUGGAGUCUGUCGAUUCAGAACUACAGCCGGAAUACCAAGCUCAAGAGGUUUUACAAGGUCCUGUCCACUAACAAUGAUGGGAAGAAAGAAUUCAUCUCCACAAUGGAAGCCUACCGCUACCCAUUGUAUGCAGUGCAGUGGCAUCCAGAGAAGAGCCCCUUUGAGUGGAUAGAUAAGCCGGGCAUGAGUCACUCCACCACUGCUGUAAGAGCCUCCUUCUACACCGCCAGCUUCUUCGUCUCCGAAGCCAUGAAGAACCAGCACCAUUUCUCCAGUGCUGCGGAGGAAGAGCGAGCUCUCAUCUAUAACUUCUCUCCCGUCUUCAGAGGCACGGACGCCAUCUUCGUGCAGAACUAUUACUUUGAUUGAUGGACAAUAUACCGAAGACCAAACAGACCUGGGAUCAGUCCAGUCAGAAUUUCUCAUAAGUAUCGUCAUCUUGGCCCACGUUUAAUACCAAAUUUUAUACUUUUGUCUCUUACAAUAGCCUCAAACAUCGAGCCAAUUAUUAGCCGUUUAGCUUAGCUAAUUUGCCACAGUAAUUUGGAAUGCAGUGCAAACAGCACAGUGAGGAAAUGCAGCAAUAAUCAAUACCAGAAGAAUUAAACGUCCUCUUUAGUAGUCACUGGUUGCGUUGAGUCGAAUGGCAGAUAAAGAAAAUAAUACAAAUUGAAUUUACUUCUUUGAAUCAGUGUUUCUCAAACAUUUUCAGAACAAGGACCCAUUACCCAAUAAAAAAAACCCAAACCUAAAGUACCCCCUUAUAGCUAAAAUAUCCCCAAAAACAAUAGCCUUCUUACUUCAACAGUAUAUUACAAACAACAGCCAGAUCAAAUCGCUUUUGCCAUCUUAAUACAAGAAGAGGAACACUGGUGCCGCUAUGCUGAGACAUCAGGGAAGCAAUGUCUAUCUUAAAGCUAUAGUGCGUAGUUUCUGUCUCCCCCAUUAGGAAUCCUAAGCAAUGACACCAACACUGUUGGCGCAUCCACACAACACAAGCACCCCCACCCCUCUCCCACGCGUUGGCUACAGUGAAAGCGUUGUCCCUUUAAUUUAAGCUGGACGCAGAGGAUGAUUUAAAACACGAUGGACUCGUCAGAAGAAGUAAUUAUUUUACUUCUUUACCUUAUUUUGAAGUUGUAAAGUCAUUUUUUCAUUUUGUAAUUUUGUUCCACGGGCAGCUAUCAAUAAUCCAAAUCUCUUUAGUGUAUGUAUACAUACACUAAAGAGAUUUGGAUUAUUGAUAUAUAUUUAUAUAUAUAUAUUACAUAUUGAGAAAGAGUUCAUCUUGACAUGAUUGUAUUCUUGCGUGUCUAUGUGGGCAUUUCCACAUUUUUAUUCCUCAACAAAAACAGUAUUUUGGAUAUCACAUUGUCAGAGAAUGCUAUAUGUCUGUUGAGAUUAUUAAGAUUAGAGAAAUUAUAGUUUUUACAUUGGAAUAUUUACUGUAGCAAUUUCAGUAGGCCCAAAUGGUGGCAUUUAUUUUAUACAAGGGGGGGAGGUGUUGUCAUUACACACCAACAAUGUUCCUUAUGGGGGAAAAGUGGAUGGUAUGGAUCAGUUCCCGAUUGUCUGAUUUUUAAAUGUAACAUUGAAUGUUUAACGGUGUAGCAUGGCCUCCUGUCUUGAAACUUUGUUUUUCUUCAAUAAUCAAAUUUUUUAGCUAGUCUACCAAACCAAUAAGGCUCAUCCUUUUUAAAAUGUUUAAAUGUUAUCAGAUUAUUUUUUAUUAUUAUUAUUUCAGUGUUGUGGAAAUUAAUUUCUCGCAUUUUGCAUCCCCGCAUUGAACCCCAUUCUGCUGAAUAAAAUACAGCCAAUGAGAAACUGAUUUCCCUUUUGUGUAUGAAUAAAAAAAACAAAAUAAUGGACCCUACACACUUACUUGUCCAAAUUCUACUUUUAGAAUAUUCGUUAUUAUAUUUAUCAGCUCAAAUCAGUGGCUUUGGAUACAUUGAUUGCACAUCUGAUUGUACAAGGUUUUGCUUGUUUAUUUCAUCAUGUGCCAGAUGAUUGGACAAUAAAAGAAGUAAAACUCAA
Molecule: messenger RNA, 2907 nt
Organism: Etheostoma spectabile (orangethroat darter)
Lineage: Eukaryota; Metazoa; Chordata; Actinopteri; Perciformes; Percidae
Product: zgc:171566
Exons: 9
Coding region: 268-1239 (323 amino acids)
Biological process (GO): tetrahydrofolylpolyglutamate metabolic process
Cellular component (GO): vacuole
Molecular function (GO): gamma-glutamyl-peptidase activity
Source: RefSeq, a predicted model, not a curated record